Messenger RNA from Sitodiplosis mosellana (orange wheat blossom midge), 1779 nucleotides. RefSeq names its product myb-like protein X. The coding region runs from base 128 to 1657 and encodes 509 amino acids. The transcript has 4 exons. Gene Ontology annotation, cellular component: chitin-based extracellular matrix. NCBI's taxonomy places the organism in Eukaryota, Metazoa, Arthropoda, Insecta, Diptera, Cecidomyiidae. The record is from RefSeq and is a predicted model, not a curated record. Gene Ontology annotation, molecular function: structural constituent of chitin-based larval cuticle.
AAAUUGCAUAACAGUUUCAGUUUGAAUUCGAAUCGAACCGUCCGUUAUUGUGUGUCUUAUUUAUUUUUUCCUUUCCUUGCCAUCUUGUUCAUUUUGUGUGAUAAUUGUGUGCGAUUGUGCGAACAAAAUGAGAUUUGCUCUAUUUGUAUUGGCUUGCUUUAUAGCAAGCGUCUCCGCUUCACCAGUCAAUAAACAACCGUUAGCGAGUUUAUCCGUCUCCACGGAUGAAGUUAAGGAAGAUCAAAUUCCAGUCGAAGUGAAACCAGUCGAAUUACAAGUUAAAGUCUCUCCAAAGAAAUUCGAUGUGAAAUUGGCUGAACCAACUACAACAACCACUGCUGCAUCAACGACAGUAAAACAAACGACGACGACGACAACAACUGAAAUUCCGUCUACGACUCAAGCCAAAACCGAAAAAUUAGCGGAAAGCAAGACUGCCAAAGCUGAAGAAUCGCCGGCACAGCCAAAAGAGGAAAAAGAAAACGAAAAAAAUGGGAAUCAUAAAGAGGCGGCUGAAUCGAAUAUCGCGGAAGUAAAAGUGGGUCCAUUAACUGUUGGACUUAAAAAAGCUGAAGACAAAGAAGAUGUCAAGAAUGAAAAAGAAUCUGAGGAAAAGAAACCGGCCGAUGAAAAAAGUCCACCGAAGGAAGAAUUAAAACCCACCACAUUCCGACCGAUUCAAUCGAGAGGUAGAGCACGUUACGGAUUUUCCCUAGCAGAAGAGAAAAUAACACAAAAACCAGUGGAAAAAUCAACAACAACAAAGGCAACGACAACAACUACGACAACUACAACGACGACAACAACAACCACAGAAAAACCAACCAAAAAGACUACCACAACAGAAGAACCAACUCAAAAGACAACAACUGUAGCUGCAAAAACGACGGAAAAGACAACUGAAGAGCCAACAACAGAACAAAUUGCAGAACAACCGACCGAGAGGCCGGAAGAGAAAAGCGAAAAGGCGAAAGAGAAGGAAAAAUCAAGUGAGAGCGAUGAAAUAUCUAAAGAAAAAACGGAAUCCCAAGAGGCUGAAUCGAAACCAGAAGUAAAGGGACGGUCUGGUGUUCUAAAGGCCGAAGAGAAGGAAAAAUCAAGUGAGAGCGAUGAAAUAUCUGAAGAAAAAACGGAAUCCCAAGAGGCUGAAUCGAAACCAGAAGUAAAGAGACGGUCUGGUGUUCUAAAUGCCGAAGAUCGUCGCAAAGGCAAAAAAUACCAUGACAUUCAAAUCGUUAAAUUGGAAUCCGAGCUCGAAGAAGACGGCAAAUAUCGUUUCAACUACGAAGGGGAAGACGGUACGGUUGUUAGCCAAGAGGGUGAAUUGAAGAAAAUGAUGAUGAAAACGGAAGAAGACGAUGAAGAAGAGGAGCACAUGGGCGAAAGUGUGAAGGGAUCGUAUUCAUUUAAAGACGAUGAGGGUAAAACAUAUAGUGUAACAUAUACAGCGGACGAGCAUGGCUACCGACCCGUUGGUGAUCACAUUCCAACGAUUCCGCCAGCAAUUGCUCGUUCAUUGGCUUGGCAAGCAACUGCAAAGCCAUGGGUAGACCCAUGGUUGAUCAAACAACAAAAAUUGAAGGCAGCUCGCGCCAAGAAAUUGGAAGAGCAAAAGGAAAAAGAAGAAAACGAAUCAGUGUCCGAAAAUGAAGAAUAGAUGGAACAAUUGCCGAAUAAUUUAAGUCAUAUAAAAACCGUGUGCCUUAAUUAGAUUGCUAAGAUAAUUUAUAGAAAAAAACGAAAACAAUGAAUAAAAUUGAAAAAAAAAAGAAAAAAAAU